AUGAAAACCUGCGUGCUUCUCGUUGCUCUGUUCGCUGUUGCCAGCGCGGAAUGGAUCGAUAUCGAUUGGUCGCAGGUGCGCCCGAUCGAAGAGUUCGAUCACUACUGGGCUCGUCUGCCGCCGGAGAUGCAGAUCUACCGUUCCGUGAAACCAUCGCCCCGUAUCACCAACGGAUUUGAAGCCACUCCCGGACAGUUCCCGCACCAGAUUGCUCUCCUCAGCGAGUUCAACACGGGCACUGGCUUGUGCGGAGGUUCCGUCUUGACCAACAACUUCAUCCUGACCGCUGCUCACUGCGUCGUUUCGGGAGCUACCACUCUGGCCAACGGAGGUACCGCCAUUAUGGGCGCUCACAACCGCAAUGUCCAGGAGGCCACCCAGCAGCGUAUUCGCUUCUCCACCGGGGGAAUCGUACGUCAUCCGCAGUACUCCACAACCAACAUCCGUAACGACAUUGCUGUGGUCCGUCUAAACUCUGCCAUGUCCUUCAACGCCCGUGUGCAGCCCGCUCGUCUGCCGGCUCGUUCCGACAGUCGCCAGUUCGGUGGAUUCGUUGGAACCGUCUCCGGAUUCGGUCGCACCUCGGAUGCUAGCCAGGCUACGUCGGCUGUUGUCCGUUUCACUACCAACCCGGUCAUGACGAAUGCCGAAUGCAUCUCCAGAUGGAACACUGCACUGAUCCAGGCCCAGAACGUAUGUCUGAGCGGUGCCAAUGGACGCUCGUCGUGCAACGGUGACUCCGGUGGGCCACUGUCCGUCCAGGAUGGUGGAGCAAGCACCCAGAUCGGUAUUGUGUCCUUCGGAUCUGCUGCCGGAUGCGCCAUUGGCAUGCCAUCGGUAUACGCCCGUGUCACGCACUUCCUUGGAUGGAUCGAGGCCAACUCGGACUUUGUCGCCAGAGCAUAA
This is a messenger RNA of Anopheles cruzii, 906 nucleotides long. Its product is annotated as brachyurin-like. The transcript has a single exon. Gene Ontology annotation, molecular function: serine-type endopeptidase activity. Lineage: Eukaryota; Metazoa; Arthropoda; Insecta; Diptera; Culicidae. The record is from RefSeq and is a predicted model, not a curated record. Bases 1 to 906 code for a protein of 301 amino acids. Gene Ontology annotation, biological process: proteolysis.